Messenger RNA from Caenorhabditis sp. 36 PRJEB53466, 391 nucleotides. The record is from the annotation of a GenBank genome assembly. Lineage: Eukaryota; Metazoa; Nematoda; Chromadorea; Rhabditida; Rhabditidae.
AUGGUUUCCGACAGUUCUUGACAUUAAGAAUUCGGUUUUGAAGUCAGAUUUUGCUCACUUUUCGAGCAACUCUUCGAAAGUUGUGCGCUUACCCAGAAAUGUCUGAAAAGUGGGAAAACGAGAAAGGAAAUUUUUCAAAGACUGGUAAACUUUGCAGGUGUCAACCGCAUCGUACGGACCCACACUUCCGCCCGUCAAAUCCUUCUCGGCGGCCAAAGUGCUCGAGUUUCUGCAAGAAGAUCUGAAGCGAAAGAAAGAGUCAAAAUCGAAGAAGAAGGAGAAAAAAGAGAAGAAGUCGAAGAAGAAGAAGAAGGAGAAAAAGAGCAAAAAGGAGAAGAAGAAGCGGAGGGAUUCGAGCGACGACGACGACGAUUGGGAGGAGAAGAAAUGA